AUGACACAGGUGGAAGCUGGGAAGAGCCUAGCUGGUACACAGCGAGAGCCGUGUCCCCUCUUGGGGCAGUUGGCAGGGGAUCUGAUAGCGGGAGCUUUCUCCGCACUGCUGAUCUCCCCGGCAGUCACAAUAUUAGAUCGAGCGGUAGUGGAGCGAACAUCGACCGGGCGGCCCCUCAUCCGAGGUCUCCGCUCGCAGCUGACCUCCGCCCUCCGAAGCCCACGAUCAUUCUUCCUGGCUCGACCUCUUGGAAUAGUCUGGACCCUUUAUGCAGGAACAUACAUCACCGCCAAUGCUGCAACAACAUUAGCAGAGAGAUACGACGGUCCUGCAGCCGUCACAACAGCAACUUUCGCCUCCACGUUCCUGGUAAACGUGCCUCUUGGCGUCUGGAAGGACUUGAAAUUUGCCGAGAUCUUCGGAAACGGUGCUGCUUCCGACACGACUGGGAAAGCAGUGCCACCAGUGCCACGAAAGCUCCCAAGGGCAGCAACUUUGACGUUUCUGGCUAGGGAUGCUGUGACCAUCUUUGGAUCGUUUACUCUCCCGACGUGGGUAUCGGCUGCAAUCCCGGACGAAGUGACAGCUUCCCCACACGCCAAGGCGACCCUCACGCAGCUGACGGUGCCAGUGAUGUCUCAGCUGGUCGCCUCUCCGAUACACCUUAUUGCUUUGGAUUACUACGACAGGCAACGGAAACUGCCAUUUUCAAACAGAAUUGCGAAAACGAAAGAGCAUGUGCCAUCAACAAUAGUCAUGCGGUGCAUCAGGAUUAUUCCUGCUUUUAGCGUUGGGUGUGUUGCAAACUUGGAGUUCAGGUCCUUCUUCCACAACUGGUUUCGUCCUUUAGAAAUACCUCAAUAG
Molecule: messenger RNA, 864 nt
Organism: Colletotrichum truncatum
Lineage: Eukaryota; Fungi; Ascomycota; Sordariomycetes; Glomerellales; Glomerellaceae
Cellular component (GO): mitochondrion
Source: RefSeq, a predicted model, not a curated record